Periconia digitata is the source of this 3255-nucleotide messenger RNA. The record is from the annotation of a GenBank genome assembly. NCBI's taxonomy places the organism in Eukaryota, Fungi, Ascomycota, Dothideomycetes, Pleosporales, Periconiaceae.
UGCUGCCCCCGGAUUUCUUCUGUUGCUUCUCCAGAUAGUCCAAGUGAACUUGACCAUCCAUUCAUUAUGGGAAAGUCAAAGCAACCUACACUCGAGGGUCAUGUCUCCGGACAGUCCAACAACCCUCUAUCUCGGCCCGCCCAUUGUCUCUCCCACUCCGCAGUCCGAGAGGAAUUGAAGUGCAGCGAAGAAGACGGCCUGUCCACGGCUGAGGCCAAGAAGCGUCACGAACAAUGGGGUGACAACGACUUGGGCGACGGCGGCGGCGUCCAGCCCGGCAAGAUUCUACUUCGACAGGUAGCAAAUGCCAUGACCCUCGUGCUCAUCAUUGCAAUGGCUGUCAGUUUUGCUAUCCAGUCAUGGAUUGAGGGUGGUGUAGUUACCGCCAUCAUCAUCUUGAACAUUGUCGUCGGAUUUAUGCAAGAGUUCAAUGCUGAAAAGACAAUGGACUCUCUGCGAUCUCUUAGUUCUCCCACCGCCACCGCCGUACGAGAUGGAAAAACCAACACUGUUCCCACCAUUGAAGUCGUCCCUGGUGACAUGGUCGAAAUGAAGACUGGUGACACAGUCCCCGCAGAUGUUCGACUUAUCGAAGCCGUCAACUUUGAAACCGAUGAAGCUCUCUUGACUGGCGAGUCUUUGCCAGUUAUGAAAGACGCCGAUGCCGAGUUUGACGAUGAAACCGGCCCUGGUGACCGACUCAAUGUGGCUUUUAGCUCUUCUACUGUUACCAAGGGUCGCGCUAGGGGUGUUGUCUUCGCUACCGGAAUGUACACUGAAAUCGGCAGCAUCGCCAUGUCUCUUCGUGGAGGAAACUCCCACCGCCGCCCAGUGAAGCGCAAGGAAGAUGGUUCCGCUGGCUUUCACAGAUAUUUGCAAGCUUGGGGAUUGACUGCGACUGACGGCAUCGGCCAUUUUCUCGGUGUCAACGUCGGCACUCCUCUCCAGAAGAAGCUUGCUCGUCUCGCAUUGCUCCUUCUAGGAAUCGCUGUUAUCUGUGCGAUCAUUGUUAUGGCUGCCAACAGCUUUGCCAACGAUCAGGAAGUCAUCAUCUACGCUGUUGCCACUGGCCUCAGUAUGAUUCCCGCGUCUCUUAUCGUCGUCUUGACCAUCACCAUGGCUGCUGGUACUAAGCGAAUGGUGGAAAGGAACGUCAUUGUUCGUAACCUCAAAUCGCUAGAAGCUCUUGGUGGAGUAACUGACAUCUGCUCUGAUAAAACCGGUACACUCACACAAGGAAAGAUGGUAGCCAAGCGAGCCUGGAUCCCUGCCAAAGGAACCUACUCUAUUGGUGUCACUGACUCCCCGUUCAACCCUACUGUCGGCGAUAUAAGCUUCUCCCCUCAAGAGCCCAGGAAAAUUGACUUCGAGAAGGAGGAGGCUCCUACAGCAUUCGACAAGCUAUUGGAGGGCAAUCUUCACCUCACAGAAUACCUCAAGGUCGCCUCACUGGCCAAUCUCGCCCACGUUCACCGUAAUGACGAAGGAGGUGACUGGAACGCCCGUGGUGACCCGACUGAAAUUGCUAUCCAAGUUUUCGCUUCCCGUUUCCAGUGGAACCGUCUCGACUACACACAGGGUGACAAGCCUGCCUGGAAGCAGUUGGCUGAAUUCCCAUUCGACUCCACCGUCAAGAAGAUGUCCGUCAUCUUUGAAGAGACUGCAACAAACAAGAAAUUCGUCUUCACCAAGGGUGCUGUAGAGCGAGUCAUCUAUUCUUGCACAUCCAUGUUCAACGGUGAGGGCAACGAGUCCAUCGAAAUGACCGACGCUAUCCGCGACGAUAUCCUUGCCAACAUGGAAUCCUUGGCCGCUCUAGGUCUCCGAGUCCUCGCUCUUGCCAGCAAACCAUGGGAGGGCACAAUCACAAAGGGCGAGGAAGUCAACAGGAACGAAAUCGAAGAGCAAUUGGUAUUCAGAGGUCUUGUCGGUCUGUAUGACCCACCUCGCCCGGAAACUGCUGGCUCCGUACGACAGUGCCAGAAAGCAGGUAUUCAGGUCCACAUGUUGACUGGUGACCACCCGGGAACUGCCAGGGCGAUUGCUGAGGAAGUCGGAAUCUUGCCCUCUCACAUGGCGACUGUCAGCAAGGAAAUUGCCGAUGCAAUGGUCAUGACUGCUACCCAAUUCGACAAGCUCAGUGACGACCAAAUCGACGCCCUUCCCCUGCUUCCUUUGGUCAUUGCACGAUGCGCCCCCACCACCAAGGUUCGAAUGAUCGACGCCCUACACCGCAGGAAGGCUUUUGCCGCCAUGACUGGUGACGGUGUCAAUGACUCCCCAUCUCUCAAGCGCUCUGAUGUUGGUAUCGGAAUGGGUACUGGUUCUGAUGUUGCUAAAGAUGCCUCUGACAUUGUUCUCACUGACGACAACUUCGCCUCCAUCCUGAACGCCAUCGAAGAGGGCCGCCGCAUGUUCGACAACAUCCAGAAAUUCAUCCUCCAUUUGCUCGCCCAGAACAUCGCUCAAGCUUGCAUUCUGCUAAUUGGUCUGGUGUUCAAGGACGAUACUGGUCUCUCCGUUUUCCCACUUUCGCCUGUUGAGGUCAUGUGGAUUAUCAUGGUUACCUCGUCGCUUCCCGAUAUGGGUCUCGGUUAUGAAGUGGCAUCUCCCGAUAUCUUGAGCCGCCCACCGCAAAGUCUCAAGCGCGGUGUCUUCACCAUUGAAGUCAUGCUGGAUAUGCUCGUCUAUGGACUCUGGAUCGCUGCUCUUUGCCUUGCAUCCUUCACACUUGUUUUGCACGGCUGGGGCAAUGGCGACCUUGGUUCCAACUGCAACGACUCUUACUCGGACUCUUGUGACACUGUGUUCCGAGCUCGUGCCACUUGCUUCGCAUGCCUGACCUGGUUCUCUCUGUUCCUCGCCUGGCAGAUGGUGGAUAUGCGCCGCUCCUUCUUCAUGAUGCAGCCCAACUCCAACAAGUACUUCACCCAGUGGUUCCACGACGUGUGGCGCAACAAGUUCCUGUUCUACUCAAUCUGCGCUGGUUUCAUCACCAUCUUCCCCGUCCUCUACAUUCCUGUCAUCAAUGACACAGUGUUCAAGCACAAGGGUAUUAGCUGGGAAUGGGGUAUUGUGUUCAUUGCCACGAUCCUGUUCUUCCUGGGCAUUGAGUCGUGGAAAUGGGCCAAGAGAAUCUACUUGAGGAAGACGGACUCCAAGAAGGGCAUCCGCAGAGGCAGCAUUGAUUUGGAGAAGAGGACUUUUGAGAGAUACCUCAGCACGGCUGUUUCCACUGACGACGAGAAGGUGUAG